This is a messenger RNA of Synchytrium microbalum, 6693 nucleotides long. RefSeq lists its product as uncharacterized. The record is from RefSeq and is a predicted model, not a curated record. Gene Ontology annotation, biological process: microtubule-based movement. Gene Ontology annotation, molecular function: ATP binding; microtubule motor activity; microtubule binding. NCBI's taxonomy places the organism in Eukaryota, Fungi, Chytridiomycota, Chytridiomycetes, Synchytriales, Synchytriaceae. The transcript has 34 exons. Bases 1 to 6693 code for a protein of 2230 amino acids.
AUGGAGGGAACAGACAACAUCCACGUAGGAGUCCGAGUAAGGCCUCUCAACGACCGAGAACUAAAUGCCAAAGAACAAGCUGUUUGGGUCGUCAACCAAGCAACGCACAGUAUCUCCCAAAUCACCCUGGAUGGAAGACCAGUUCCAGGCUGCGUCUACUCAUUUGAUAGUUUAUUCGAUGCAUCCUCUACUACCGAAACCGUAUACAAUACUAUUGUUCGUGAAAUCAUACACUCUGCCAUGCAAGGCGUCAACGGAACAAUCUUUGCUUAUGGAAUGACGUCUUCAGGAAAGACUCAUACCAUGCAAGGAAGUCCUGAAGAACCCGGUGUCAUUCCCCUGACCAUUGCUGAUAUCUUCAAUACCAUCAUGGCUAUACCCGAACGAGAAUUCUUGUUAAGAAUCAGCUACUUGGAGAUCUACAAUGAAGUCAUAAAGGACUUGCUCAACCCUGAAAACGACAACUUGAAGAUACAUGAGAAUGUUAAUAAAGAGAUUUAUGUUGGUGGUCUGGGUGAAGUUGUAGUAUCGGAAGCUGCUGAUGUGGAGGAAGUCUUGACGCGUGGAGAGAGAAAUCGUCAUAAGGGCGUCACAAACAUGAAUGAGAGGAGUAGUAGAUCACACACCCUCUUCAGAAUGGUCAUCGAAAGUCGAGAGAGAUGUGGCGAUGUUACGAAAGAUGGACGACCUUCCUUAACCGGAGCUGUACGAGUCUCGUGUCUGAAUCUUGUGGAUCUUGCAGGUUCUGAACGUGUAGGACAUACUGGUGCUGACGGUCUACGACUGAAGGAAGGUGCUAUGAUCAACAAGAGUUUAUUGACACUUGGGCUAGUCAUUGGCAAACUAGCUGAUGGGGGCGACAAAGUCCAUAUUCCAUAUCGUGAUUCAAGAUUGACUAGAAUCCUACAGCCUUCGCUGGGUGGGAAUGCACGAACCGCCAUCAUAUGUACAGUCACAGCUGCGAGCAACUAUAGUGAAGAGACCCUUUCUACGCUCAAGUUUGCGAGUAGAGCCAAGACUAUUCGAAAUAGACCAGAAGUCAAUGAGAUGCCUUCAGAUGAGACCCUGCUCAGAAAAUAUCGGGAAGAAAUUGGAGUUCUGAGAAAGCAACUGGAAGAGGUAAAACAUCGAAAUGUAUCACAACCUGUCGUCAAUGCCAUUGUUGAGGAUGCUGGCCAACAAGGAGCUGAAGAGUCAAGAGACCAAUACGAAACGAAACUAGCGGAACAAGAAUCCGAGAAGGCAAGAUUGGUAGUUCAGCUGGAAAAUCUCAAAAAGAUGAUUCUCGAUGCUUCUCAUCUAAAUCUUGAACCACCGCCUGAGAGAGUUAAGAAGGCUAAGCGUCGUCAAACCUGGUUUCCAGGUGUCUCCAGAUCUCAGUCAUCUGAGAAUGAGGCGCGAGGCGGUAUGGUUGCUGCAGAAGGUCAAGCCUCAAGACACGUCGAGUUUGAAGCAAUGUGGAAUGAGAAGAAGAGAAAACUGUCCUUAAAUCCAGAAUCAGAUGUGUCUGCUGCAAAACGUUUCCAUCCUGAACUUGUUGAGUUGAUCGAACGGAACGGAGAUACAUUCACGGCUCUGGAGACCUUACGAACACAAAACGAGCAGAUAGUGAAGAGUAUCAAGAAUCUCAUGUCCGAGGAGACAAAUCGUCGAGAGCUAGUGCCAGAAGUUCAGCCCAUCCAUGACAUUUUGGAGAUAUCUCGAUUGGAAAAUGCUCGAACACAAUACAAUCUUCAGCAAUUGAUGCUUGAGCAUGCAGAGACCGUCGAGUUUGCCAAUUUGGAACAUCAAAUGAUGCUUGAGUCCGCUGAGAGUAGUGAUAGGCAAACUCAAAUGGAACUCGCUCAGUUGCGUGAUAAAGUAGCCCAACUUGAACAAGACCACGAAAUGCAUCAAGCAAAAGAGCAAUCGUGGCAAGAAGCGCACAGCAUAUUAAAGGCAGAGAACGGAAAGUUGCAAGCCCGUACCCAAACCGAAAUCAGAACUCUAACUCAAGACUUGACUAAUGCUAUCUCCAACAUGGCCACUCUCGAAAAGGAGAAAGCACAAUACGAUAAAAUAAAGCAAAAGCUCCAAACGCAAGUAACUGAUUUAACAACGCAGUUAACUGAAAAGACUCAACGAGAACGUCGUGUGCUAGCCGAACACCAACAGCAGAACGAUGAAAUGGCGUUAAUGGAAGCCCAACUCAAGACUGCGCGAGUCAAAUCCAAAGAAUACCAAACACAAUGUGAAGUCUUGGCAUCGGAACUGGAAGAGAUGCGAAGAAUAGAAGCUGAAGAUGGCUGGAAGAUUCAAGCUAAAGCCUUGACGAAUGAUAAGGUCAAGCUGCAACAGGAGAAUGCUGAUUUACAAGUCAGAUAUGAUGAAAUCGUGGCUGAACUUGAAUCAGUCAAGUCCGAAUUCGACACUCAAGUCACUAGUCUCAUUAGCGACAAGUCUACCCUUGAGAAGAACAUUGUUGAUAUAAAUAGUAGGCACGAGGUCACUUUGGCUGAACUUGGAUCAGUCAGCUCUGGAUUGCAGUCUCAAGUCGAGACUCUCUCUAGUGAUAAAUUGUCUCUUGAACAGAAAAUUGUUAACAUAAAUAGUAGUCAUACAGGCGUGGUAGCUGAACUUAGAUCACUCAAUGCUGGAUUGCAGUCUCAAGUCGAGACUUUGUCUGGAGAGAAGUCGGCUCUUGAACAACAGAUUGUUGAUAUAAACAGUAAACACGAUACCAUCGUCGCUGAUCUUGAAUCACUCAACUCUGGACUCCAGUCUGAAGUUGAGACAUUGUCUACUGACAAGUCGACUCUUGAACAGCAGAUUGCUGACAUAAACAGGAAACAUGAAGGAGCUGUCGCUGAUCUUGAGUCCAUCAACUCUGGAUUUCAAUCGCAAGUCGAGACUCUGUCUGAUGACAAGUCGACUCUUGAACAACAGAUUGUUGUUAUAAAUAGUAAACAUGAAAAAAUCGUUGCUGAUCUAGAGUCACUCAACACUGGACUCCAGUCUCAAAUAGAGUCUCUGUCCGAUCUCAAGUCUGCUCUUGAACAACAGAUUGUCGAUAUGAAUAGUAACCACGAAACAAUCGUCGCUGAUCUCGCAUCACUCAACUCUGGACUACAGUCUCAAGUUGCCACUUUGUCUACUGACAAAUCCACACUUGAACAACAGAUCAUGGAUAUAAAUAGCAAUCACGAAGGAGUGGUCGCCGAACUUGUAUCGCUCAAUUCGGGAUUGCAGUCUCAAGUCGAGACUCUGUCUGAAGAGAAGUCGACGAUUGAACAACAGAUUGUGGAUAUAAAUAGUCAACACGAAGCAUUGGUUGCUGAUCUUGAAUCCCUAAAUUGUGGAUUGCAGUCUCAAGUCGAGACAUUGUCUAGAGACAGGUCGACUCUUGAAAAUGCGAUUGCUGAUUUACAAUUCGAACAUGGUGAACACGUCACAGCUUUGACUGACAACAAUCAGAAUCUCCAGAAGCAAUUGGAUGCUCUACAAGCACAAGGCAAACAGAAUCUCGAAGAAUACCAACUCAAGGUGAAAGAGGUUAAGCAAUCUCAUGCAAUCGAGAUCGAAGCAUUGAAUGCUGUUGCUGACGAGGCAAAUCAAUCCUUGAUGAACGCCACAAGUCAGCUCAAAAAUUUGGAAUCUUCUUUGAAUGACCUGACCGUCAUCAAUAAGAAUCACCAAAUCCAGCAGAAAGCUCUUACGGACGAGAUUGCUGCUGUUCAUACCAUUGCUCAAGAAUGGGAAGCUAAAUUCAUAGAAUCGGAUCGAAAGUCACACAAUCUACAGGCUGUUUUGGAACAACGUGGAGCAGAAUUGAAAGCACUUCAAGAAGUUGCCUCUGAAGACAAUCAGAAACUGGUCUCUGCUGUUGAGCGACAUACCGCUCAAGAAUCUAAAUUGAGUGACUUGAUGAAUGUCAUUGCCACUCGUGAAACCGAGUAUGAGAUGAAGUUGGAAUCCGAACGAGAACAAUCUCAAUCUCUUAUGGCCCAAGUCUCUUCACAACAUCAAGCUGAAAUAGAAGUUAGUCGACAAAAAAUUAGUGAACUCGAAGCUCAGAUUGAGGGCCAUGUUGCUCAAAUGAAGUUGGCAAAUGAGAACAUUUCCAAACUUCAACACGAGUGCUCUAGUCUGACUGCCGCUUUGAAUGAAAGCAGAUCAGUGUGUGAUGGCUUAGAAGAAAGAUGUCUCAUCUUGGAUAAUGACUUGGCUUCUCAAAAUGAGACUAUGGCGUCCAGGAUACAAACCCUCAACGCAGAUUUCGACCUGUUGCAGACAGCUCUACUACAGAAACAAGAUGAACUUGCUCAAUCUGCAGCCAUAAAUGAAAAGAUUCAUGCUGAGAUGCGUGCUAACCUCGAAGAAUAUGAGGAGGCUGCUCGUAAAUACCAGAGUGAUGCCGAGAGUCAUCGACGUGAUGCCGACAUCGUCGUAAAGCAGUUACAGCAAAAGAUUCAGGAGAAGGAGGCGGAAAUGCAAGCCAUUCGAGACUCAAUGGAUAAAGAUGCCACUGCGAGACACCAACAAUUGACUGGUUUGGAAUCAGAGUUGGCUAAGGCCCAGGAUUCAUUGGAGCAAGCUCAAGAGACAAUUGCCAAUCUUGAGAGUGAAUAUGAAGCUCUGAUACUGGAACACGAUACCAAGUCUGCUUCGGUCGACGAGCUAGAACAUUGUAUUCAGACCAUCCGUGAUGAUCUCUCUGGUCGUAUUGGAGAACUUGAGAAUGAGGCUACCAAGCAAGCUGCCAAGCAUCUCACAGAAAUUGAGGCGUUGCAAGCUUCCCAGACAGACUUGUUGAGUCAAAAGCAAGCGUUGGAAGAGGAGCUGGAAAUCAUUACCAACGAACGAAAUGAACUUGGUGAGCGAGCUGUCUCGCAACUAGAGUUGAUCGUAUCGGUAGAAAAGGAACGACGUUUAAUCCGCCAAGAGCUUGAUCAAGUCUUGGUUGAGAAGCAAGGUCUUGACCAAAAGUGUACCGAUUAUGAUGAACUGGUUCAAGUCUUGAAGCUUGAAAAGACUGAGAUAGAGAGACUCUUGGAAGACGCAAAGAAGGAGGCUCAAGCAUAUGAGUCCCAAGUGACUGAAGUUGCUGAGCUCUACCUGUCUCAAAAGACUAAGGUUGAAGAAGAAAUCUCGUCGCUACAAACUCAAUUAGGCAAAUCGAGUCAACUUGUCGCAAAUCUUGAAUCCAGACUCUCUGCUUCAAUUGAAGAUAGCGAGUCGCGAUUAUCACAAAUCCAAGCCGAAUCUCGCAAACAAGUAAUGGGACUCGAAACUGCUUUGAAAGAAGCCAAAGCUUUGAGUGAAAGUCAAGCGUUGGAGCUCAACCAGCUUCGUCAACGUACAAAAGAUUUGGAGUCUGAUUUGACUAAAUCUACUGCAGAAGGAAUCGAUGAGCUUGAGGCAGCACGUCAAAAUGUUAGAGAAUUAGAGACACGUAUAGCUGUAUAUCUGGAGGACAGCGAAAAGCAACAAGUGGAAUACGAUGCAAAUGUUGCUGAAGUCAUGUCGCAACUAGCCAGUCUGGAGGAAGAACGUGCUAUAGCCAAUUCACAAUAUGAAGAAGGUCGCAAAGCUCAAAUCGACUUAGAAUCACGAGUGUCCGAACUCACGGCCAACACCCGAGCCUACGAAAGUGCUCUAGACGAAUCACGAGCAAAGAUCGCUGCCUUGACCACGAAACUGUUGUCGGCACGAACAGAUCAAGAAGCAGAUAGACAAGUAAUAGAAGAGUCUCGACAACAAGUAGUAGACUUAGAAUAUAGAGUUGCUUCUGCCGUAGCAGAUAAAGAUGUACAAAUCUUGGAGCUUGAACGCUCUCGACAGCAAAUAGCUGGCCUGGAGUCUCGAUUGUCCUUGACAUCAUCUGAGAGAGAGCGUUUCUCACAAGAAGCCGCCAUGGCACGACACCAAGAGCAACUGUUCGUGCAACUUGAAGAAGACAAAAGACGUGUUGUUAAUGAACUAGCUCAAGUCAAUGAGCAAAUGACUGCUUUGUCAGCUCGAUUGGCUAUCACUACUGCUGAGAAUGAGAGUCUUCAAACUGCUGCUUUUGAUCAACAUCAGAAUUCUGAAUUGAUUGAAAAGCUGAAGGUUGAGAAAGCUCAGAAGGAGGCCGAAGCGACUGAUUUGAAAAAGAAAUUGGACGGUCUUCAAACUAUGUAUGACACUUUGGAAGGUCGUUUUGAUGAGCUCGAGUCUGACAAGAAGCACGCUCUAUCAGAAUCUGAAAAGAAGAUCCGCGUUUCGCAGCAAGAAUUGCAACAAUUCCGAGAUCUCGUGAAUGCAGAAAAAUCCAAGUACAGUAAAGAACUCCGUUACAAUUUCGAAGAACUGGAAAAGGCACGAGAAGAAGUCAAGGCUUUGCAAUCUCAGUUGGUAGCAAUAUCUGCCCGGAAAGAACAACUUGAAAAGGAAAAUGUGUCCGCAACUGCUGAAAAGUCAGCCAAAUCGACUGCCCAACCUUUGCCUCACCCUCCAUCCAUUCCACAACAACAAAAUGUUCCUGAGAAGAGGACUACUCGAGCAGCCACGGCAGCAGGACCUGCUCCUGCACCACCAGUAGCUGCGUACAGGAAACAGAGGAAGGAUGUCAAGACCACAUUUGAUAAACCGAAGGCUUCUACAAGUGCUGGUAAUCAAUCAACUACAAAAUCAGACGAUCUAGAAAUCGACCAAGAGCAGUGUCAUCAACAAUGA